Molecule: messenger RNA, 3728 nt
Organism: Asterias rubens (European starfish)
Lineage: Eukaryota; Metazoa; Echinodermata; Asteroidea; Forcipulatida; Asteriidae
Product: cold shock domain-containing protein E1-like
Exons: 23
Coding region: 424-2883 (819 amino acids)
Molecular function (GO): nucleic acid binding
Source: RefSeq, a predicted model, not a curated record
UUCCACUUUCCCUGUCCUCAAAAACAUGGUGCUGAGGUGGACGUGCUGCCGCGCUGUGUUGAGCUACUGGCACACCCACUGACUUUAAGAUAUCCCAUGAGAUGCAACGCUGCCAAUUCAGACUUAAUUCCACCAAGUUUAACUUCAGCUCAACACAGCACCGAUCCUGAGGAUUAGGGAAACAGAUUAAGAGAGGGUUAACAUCUAAUAUGUGAAGUAGAGGUCAAUUAUCAACGCCAGAAAACCUCUAAAGAGAACUACAGUACUUCACUCAAGUUAGUGAGCUACCCAGGAUCGUAAUCAAAGUCGGCAGCUGUCUAAGGGGAGGAGUCGACAGGAACCAGAAGAAAGAGAAAGAAGCCUUGACCAUCAUCUGUCUUUCUUUCUUACAAGGAAACUCUUUCCAAGAUCUCACGAGCCAUCAUGGCGUCUAGCCCAGCAUGGAAGAGAAUGAAUUCCCAAGACUCGCCUACCAUCAUCAAGCCUUUCCACCCUGCUCCCCAACUGCAGAGAUCUGCCAGUUAUCCACCUCAAAACGGAGCAUCAUGUCGAGAAACAGGAAUGAUCGAGAAAAUGUUGGGUUCUUACGGUUUCAUCACCUGCUGCGAUCGUGAUGGACGUCUAUUCUUCCACGGGAGCCACUACGAUGGCAACAUGGAGAAUCUUAAGAUUGGUGAUGCAGUGGAAUUUGAAACCAUUCCGGAUUGCCGUUCGGGUAAACCCAUCGCUAGUAAGAUCAUCAAACUCAGCCAAGGAACCAUCUCAAGUGAAAUCAUCUCAGAGGAGCCUCUCUCAGGUCUCGUUGUUCUUGAAGCAAAAGCAAGCAGACAGAAAACACCAAUGGGUUGUCCAAUGACUGCUGAAUAUGGCCAGGUGGCGUAUGAAAUGAACGGCGAAAGCUUCUUUCUUGCCUAUGGAAUGGAAGACAUGUAUGACAAAGGACGCCUUCUCAAAAAAGGUGACAAAGUAGCAUUCUUUAUCGCUACCGACAAAAGAAACGGUAAUGUCCAAGCUCGUAGGAUCCGCAUGGUGGAACCAGUCCAAGUACCAAUGUUUCAGGGAGUCGUCUGCUCCAUGAAGGAAUCCUUUGGCUUCAUCGAGAGAGCAGAUGUUGUGAAAGAGAUUUUCUUCCACUACAGUAGCUUCACUGGUGACAUCAAUGAUUUACUACUUGGAGAUGACGUGGAGUUUGAAGUCGGCCACAGAAAUGAUAAGGAGGUUGCAGUCACUAUUAAGAAGCUUCCCACUGGUACCGUCAUCUUUGAAGACAUCGGGGAGAAUGACCAGGGAGGAUGCAUCACUAAAGUCAUCCCUCGCUUCACGACCAAGAAGACCAACGACCCAUUCCCUGGCAAACUCAUCUAUGUCUUGGAAGAUGGAGGGAAACGUGAACUGUCGUAUGGAGACAAAGACCUGCUCCAUUCAUACACGCUAUGCGUGGGUGACAUCGUCAACUUUCAAAUCGCCACUGACAAACGAGACCAUCUACAACGAGCUACAAACCUGGAGCUGUCUGAAGCCACCUUCAAGGAGGGAAAAGAAGUUAGGGAAACGGGCAUUAUAGCAGCAGUCAAAGAGGGCUUUGGUUUCAUCAAGUGUGUAGACCGAGACGCAAGGAUGUUCUUUCACUUCAAUGAAAUGCUUCACUCUGAGGGUGACAUCCAUAUAUCUGAUGAGGUUGAGUUCUCGGUUAUGUCAGACCCCACUCAAGCCCAGCGUCAGAUCGCUACCAGGAUUAAACAGCUCCCUAAAGGCAGUGUCACCUUUCAGAACGUUCUGCCUCAACGCCUUAAAGGAGUGGUGGACAGACUCCCCGAUAACUUAUGGGGUCGGAGUCCAGGGAAGAAUCGUGACCACACCCCAGAGCUUGGUUUGAUCCGCUACCAGGAGGACGAUAAGGAGGUGUCCGUUAAGUUCCAUGCCAAGGACACCGAUGUGCGUGUCCCUCCGGAUGUCAAAGAUGAGGUGGAGUUCAACAUCGCAGAGUUGAAGCGUGACAAAUCCCACUUGGCUGUGGCUAUCGUUGUAUUGAACCGAGGAGCUAAGACAGACAAGCAGGGCUACAUUGCUGUACUGAAAGACAGCUUCGGUUUCAUCGAGACCGCUGAACACGAUCAUGAAGUCUUUUUCCAUUACAGCGAGUUUUCUGGUGAUGUCAAUGACAUCGAUGUUGGAGAUGAAGUGAGUUAUUCUGUCAUCAGGAAGGGACCCAAGAUCAGCGCAGAGGAGGUCUCCAAGUUGCCCAAAGGAACUAUCGUAGUGGAGCCGAAGAAACCUGGAAUUCUUCAGGGUAAAGUGAUCCGUCCAUUAAGGAAUAUUGACCCUCAGCAGGCUGCGUACAAUGGUCUCAUUCAAGUUGUUAAUGAAGAUAACAGUGACGGUGCCGUUUACCCAUACUGCAUCAUCAGCCUGACAGACAGUCAUGACUUCCUGCAGAAGGGUGACCCUGUCCAGCUGCAGCUGUGCAUCGCUAACAUCUCCGGGAAGGAGUGGGCGUGUAACGUGGUCGCCAUUCGAAAGAUUCUACGCACUCAUGUGGACUCCAUCAAGAACAACUUUGGAUUUCUAAAUUACGACACUGGUGAAGGCAAGAAGUUAUUCUUUCACAUGAGCGAAGUCCAAGAAGGAUGCGAUCUUCAUCCCGGAGAUGAAGUGGAAUUUGUGCUGAUUCAAAACCAACAAAAUGGCCGCCACAGUGCCAUCAAUGUCAGACGACUCAGUGAGAUUCAACGUCCAGGCCAUCUGAACCGUUUGAAGAGUGUCCCGAGCGAAGAGAGAGGUCCGAAGACGAUGGUCAUCAGAACGCCUAAAGGACCCGACGGUACAAAAGGCUUCAACCUGGGGAGGACUAUCUUGAACGGAACCGAAGAACGGAGUGUGUAGAAAGGGAACAUCUUAGGAAGGUCUCUGUCGUACCUGUAAAGGCUAAGGUUUCUCCUCGACAGGCUACCAGUUGCCAAUAUAUGUUAUCAAUGAUAAUUGGAUGGUAACCAGAAAUGACUAACUUGCUGUGAAGCAGUUGUCGUUAGAUUUGCCAAGUUCAUUAACAGAUUUCAAGGGGGCCCCAAGUCAAAUUUUUUAGCUGAAUCUGCUUAGUUCAAAGAACCGUGCUAAGCGUACCUUACAUGCACAUGUCAGCCCAAAUCUAGUUCAUGAAGUUUGUAGUUUUCAAUUCGGGAAAAAAAGACAAUUGCUGAUCAAUUCUUUGCUCGCCGAGCCUCUUUUGAAAUCUGAUAAUCCUGAACUUGGAGACUUUUGAACUUUAGGUGGUAGCAGACUUACCAGGUAAGUUUAUUGUUUACGUAGUUCUGAACAUGGGCAUGUUUCCAUGAACAGUGGAUUUACCAGGCAAGUGUGCUGCACCUAGACUCUCCAAAAGUCCCCCUAUUGGCCAGAACUUGUUGAAUCUGGAAAAUCUCAAAGAAAAAUAAUAUUUAUUUUUUAUUCUAGUUUUUUCCUCUUUAUUGGAGGUAGGAGAUUAUAAGGAGGAAUUGAGGGCAGUAUUAUCUUGUGUACGAAUUUCAGCACUAAGAUGUUUAAGAAAAGCAUUUUUUUUCCCCUUUUUUUCAUGUGAUUUAUUUAUUUGAUUGAUUUUUUUGUUAGUUUUUUUUUUUUUAAGUCAAUGAAAACAAAUGUGCUGCCAGUAAGUGAAGAGUAUUGGACUACUCAAUGUGGAAGAAAAAAGAAAGAAAAAAAUUAUACUAAAAAAAAAAAAAAAAAAAAAAAAA